AUGGCUGCUCUGGACCCCAAGGUCGCCUCAAUCGUCGAUCGUGCCGCCAGAGAAGAUGACUCGGACGAAGAUGCUCUGAUUGCCGAGCUAGAGGACGAUUCCGAGCUGGAUGCGUUUCGAGAACGGCGGAUCCAGCAGUUGCACGAAGAGUAUGGAAGAGCCCAGGAAUUCAAGGCCAGCGAACAUGGCAGAUACACGGAGAUCAAGGACGAGAAGGCGCUGUUGGACAUUACGACGAGUACGAAGCUUUGUGUCGUUCAUUUCUUCAAGCCUGACUUCAAUCGCUGUAGAAUCAUGGACACGCACCUAGAGUCUCUCGCGCUGUCACAUUAUGAGGCCAGAAUAAUGAAAAUCAACGUGGACAACUGUCCGUUUCUGGUCACUCGAUUGGGUGUUCAAGUCCUGCCCUGUGUCAUUGCAUUCAUCGAUGGUAUAGGAGCUGACCGCAUCAUUGGAUUUGAAGGCCUGGGUCGAACGCCUGAGAACUUCACAACCCGCGAUCUUGAGGCCAGGCUGAUACGAGCCAAUGUUCUUGCGAGGAACAAAGUCACCGAAGAGGAUGAGAGGCGGCGGCUGCAAAAGAAAAACGCAAAGCAAGAGGAAGAGGACGAAGAUUGGGAUUGA
Messenger RNA from Plenodomus lingam JN3, 624 nucleotides. RefSeq lists its product as uncharacterized. NCBI's taxonomy places the organism in Eukaryota, Fungi, Ascomycota, Dothideomycetes, Pleosporales, Leptosphaeriaceae. The record is from RefSeq and is a predicted model, not a curated record. Gene Ontology annotation, cellular component: cytoplasm.